Messenger RNA from Lacerta agilis (Sand lizard), 945 nucleotides. It is a transcript of the gene AP4S1, whose product is annotated as adaptor related protein complex 4 subunit sigma 1. NCBI's taxonomy places the organism in Eukaryota, Metazoa, Chordata, Lepidosauria, Squamata, Lacertidae. Gene Ontology annotation, biological process: protein transport; vesicle-mediated transport. The coding region runs from base 235 to 669 and encodes 144 amino acids. The transcript is spliced from 6 exons. The record is from RefSeq and is a predicted model, not a curated record. Gene Ontology annotation, cellular component: intracellular membrane-bounded organelle.
CUCGCUCCUUCAGUCCUAAAUCAGUUUCCUGCGGCUGUCUUUUUAACUCCUCGGUAAAACUCGCUUGUCAAUGGCCAGGAGAGCCAGAGCUGCCCGCAGAGAUGGUUGCUCUUUGUUAUUAAAGUGAGAAUGACACUCGCACUUCACGUGUUCACUGUGCAUUGUCCAGUAGUCAUCCUCACGACAACCCUGUAAGUUUUGACCAUCUAGCCUUGAAAGAGCAGACAACGAAUCAUGAUCAAGUUUUUUCUUAUGGUGAACAAGCAAGGGCAAACAAGACUCUCUCGAUAUUAUGAAUACAUGGACCUUCAUAAAAGGACGAUACUAGAAGCUGAAGUAAUCAAGCAUUGCCUUUCCCGUUCAAAGGAGCAAUGUUCCUUUAUUGAGUACAAAGAUUUUAAGCUGGUAUACAGGCAAUAUGCUGCUCUUUUCAUAGUGGUUGGAAUUAAUGAAACCGAGAAUGAAAUGGCUGUCUAUGAACUCAUUCAUAAUUUUGUGGAGGUUUUGGACAAGUAUUUCAGUAGAGUGAGUGAAUUGGAUAUCAUGUUCAAAUUGGACAGAGUGCACAUAAUUUUGGAUGAAAUGGUAUUAAAUGGUUGCAUUGUAGAAACCAAUAAGACCAGAAUUCUCGCACCUCUUCUUGUUCUUGACAAAAUGGCUGAAAGCUAGGAAGACUAUGCCAUUGAAGGGUGUGUUCACACAGCAUUCUUCAAAACAGAAAGAAGGAACAAUGAACUCUGAGAAUUCAAAGGCUAGUCUUGCAACAUUCCAAAUGGGUUGAACUGAACCUUUUCAUGCUAAAAGACAACUGAAGGAAGCAAGAGCCACACCUUUACUAUCUACCUGUGAAAGGUUAAUUAGUUGCUGCUUUAUGUUUUUUAAAUAACAAAAUAUUCUCAUUGUGUAGCCAAUAAUCCAGCUGGUGAAAUAAAUAGACUCUUUAAU